UGACUGGCAACGGGUCACGAGGGCAAAUUUCAAAAUGUCGGACGCACAACUGGUUUUUGAAAUGUGGCGUUGACAAAUUGUUUCGCCACAGUUACGAUAUUUUGAGCCCGUGUGAGGUCAGAGAGACAUCAGAAAGUACGAGGAUCAGCUGAUUGAAGCUGAGCUGAGUGGAGGAGGGGGAUCAGUGAUCGUUCACUGGCAGUGCUAUGGCCGUGACAAUGUCCGGCCACAUGAACCGAGACCCGUGCUCCGGAACGGGACUGUACGCCUACGACGAGCACAGACCGGUCCCAAAGGUCCGACCAGAGGCGCAGGAUUACUAUGAAAGCGGCACGAAAGGCAGCGUGGGUCUACUGUUCGAGUUACAGGGGAUGUCCAUACGACCGCGCUCAAAACCACCGCCCAGACCAGCCGACCACAUACGCGAAAACGUGCGCCGGAUGCGGCAGGUCCAGCGGGACAGCCGGCGCAGACAGGAGGAGGCCAACAAACCCAUGAAGCCGCUUUUCAAGUCUGCCAAGUGGGAGGGGGUGGAGUCUAAAGUCAAGAAAAACAUAGAGAGCCCGUGGCCGACACCCAGACCAGAGUCUCGGAACUUCCUGAGGUCCCACUCCAGACAGGGUCAGCCCAGACCGCGGUCAGCCAGCCCGGGGCUCAGACCCAGGACCAUGUCGGCCGGAGCGGUCAGACCGCAGUCCGCACGCGCUACGUCCGGUGCGGGGCACAGUCGGCGCAGUCCGUCACCGUGUACCCUUGACAACGGUGGCAAGGAGAACGGGAGGAGGGGAGAAGUGCCUCCGUUAGAGGUGACAGGUACAAAGACAGGCAGUCCCACACGAGACGAUGUUGAUUUUGUCGCCCACAACGCUCGGAGGGCCUGGAAGGACUGUAACAGGCUGAAGCGACCGCCCACACAGAUGGCACUGCAGGAUUUGGAAGACAGGAGAAAGAAAGAACAUGACACCUACAAGAGAGGAGAAGUACCUAAAUACUUAAGGAACAGACAAGAAGAGUGGAAGAAGGAGGAGGAGGACAGAAUAAAGAACAUGCCUGAUCCCUCCAUGCCCCCGGGACACACCAUGAUGCCAGAAGCUGAGAGGAAGGAGACACUCAAGAAACUCAAAGACUCUGAACAGGACCUGUUGAAACAGAUGCGGGAACUGCCCAUCGGGAGGAGCGACACGUUACGGAUCAAACACGCAAAGGAGGAGCUAGAGAAGAAACUGUCUGAAAUCGACGAAGCCAUCAAAAUAUUUUCCAGACCAAAAGUCUUCGUAAAAAUUGACGACUAGCAGGCUUGACUGCUCUAUAAAGCCAAUAUGCAGCUCUUGUACAUAUUUUAUUUUGAAGGGGGAGGGGGAAGAGAGAUGUACAGUCAUGCAAGAUACUUACAUUUUUUGUGAAAGGGAAAAUUUGUCCUACCAUGUCAUCUUAGGGCUAUUGUCUUAAUAUUAGAAGUGUUUGAGGUGGCACGUGUGUAGUAAUAUUUAUGUCACUUUUAGAUGGUGGGACUUUCCUACAAUUUGGUUUACUAUCUGCUAAGCAGACAUGCAUGUAUUGUACAGUAAUGUUUGUGUAGUGUAGAGUACAUAGUUUACAGGCAUGCAAUGCAAUUUCAGCUUGACAAAACAAAAAGAAAUAUUCUGGAUGAGGAAAUCUAUCUGAUAUUGACAUUUACUGCCAUUUCUUAGCACAUUUUCUGGACAAAGUCUUGAUCUGUUAAAUAUGGACCUGAACUGUUUCUAUGUAGAAAAGU
Branchiostoma belcheri (Belcher's lancelet) is the source of this 1756-nucleotide messenger RNA. Its product is annotated as enkurin domain-containing protein 1-like. Lineage: Eukaryota; Metazoa; Chordata; Leptocardii; Amphioxiformes; Branchiostomatidae. The coding region runs from base 207 to 1292 and encodes 361 amino acids. The record is from RefSeq and is a predicted model, not a curated record. Gene Ontology annotation, cellular component: cytoplasmic microtubule. The transcript is spliced from 8 exons.